Messenger RNA from Oldenlandia corymbosa var. corymbosa, 303 nucleotides. The record is from the annotation of a GenBank genome assembly. Lineage: Eukaryota; Viridiplantae; Streptophyta; Magnoliopsida; Gentianales; Rubiaceae.
AUGAAUGCAGCUACAAAAUGUGGGGGAAACAGACCUGAUCAGUUCCCAGCAGGAAACCUAUUUGUAUCAGUGAGUGAAGGGCUGUGGGAUAAUGGAGCUGCGUGUGGCAGGCGAUACAGGUUAAGAUGCCUGAGUGGGAAUAACAAACCUUGCAAAGACAUUGACACCACCAUUGAUGUUAGGGUGGUGGAUUUCUGCUCCCAACGCCCAUGUCCUUCAACAAUCGUCAUGUCCAUGGAUGCUUUUGCUGCCAUUUCACGCCGACCUGAUGCCAAAAUCAACAUUGAAUACGCUCAGAUAUGA